CUGCGCUGCUCGUGGCCGAUUCGUGUUUCUUAUCGGUAUAUUUAUUUGCUUCUGUUCAAGUGAACUUAAUAUGCCCUCGCUCGACCUCUUAGUUCCUUGGCCCGCUUAUCAUUAUCAGCGUGAAUAAAAUGAGACGACGGAAGAAAAGUAUCUGCUGAUAAACAUGGCGCAGUCAAUGAUGAGAAAAAUGGCCAUCAGCAAUAUGUGUGUUGUUGUUGGACUUACAAGAAGAGCGAGUGCAAGAAGCUUGGCAACAAGUAAAACAAUAACAGCAAAGAAAACACAACCUGAAUUGCCAUCUGAGGGGGAGAUCACAAAAUCGGUGUUCAUGUCUCAAUCGACUGAUAUUUAUACAAAUCUUGCAAUGGAAGAUUGGAUGUACCGUAACAUGGAUUUUUCAAACCAUCACAUUAUGAUGGUGUGGCGUAAUGAGCCAUGUGUUGUGAUUGGAAGACAUCAAAACCCCUGGCUUGAGGCCAAUGUGCCGUUUUUGGGAGAGAAAGAAAUUUCCUUGGCUCGCCGUAACAGUGGUGGUGGCACUGUGUAUCAUGACCGCGGAAACCUCAACAUCACAUUCUUUACUCAUCGAGACAGAUAUGACAGGAAGUACAACUUGGAAGUUAUAAAAAGGGCCCUGUACAGAGGCUUUGGAAUAAAAUCUCUCAUCAAUGAACGUCAAGAUAUUCUUGUUAGAGACAAAUAUAAAAUAUCUGGAACUGCUGCUAAACUUGGUCGUUUAUCUGCAUAUCACCACUGCACACUUCUAGUCAACGCCAACAAGGCUGAUCUCAGCAAAGCACUUGCUAAACGAGAGCAUGGCAUACAGACAAACGCGACGCCGUCGACGCCCUCGCCCGUAGCCAACCUGGCCGACGUGGACAACAGGGUCACUGUUGAGAGCCUGCAAACCGCUAUCGGCUAUGAGUACUUGAGAACGCCGGCCCUGCACAUUGAGGACGCUGGCGAACGGCACAUAUCGAAACAGAGGGGCUUCCAGUUCAUCAAUCCUACCGACGACUGGUUCCCAGGUCUCGCUGAAUUGAGGAGCGAGCUGACCACCUGGGACUGGUGUUAUGGACGCACUCCGGAGUUCACUGUGAGCCGGUCGUUCCCCGUACCGGCUGAACUCCUCGCGCCAUCCAAGAUCUAUUCGGCCACUCAAGAGCUGGUCAUCAGCAUGACGGUGGAGAAGGGGCUGAUCAAUGACGUCACGCUCAAUAUACCCCCCGGUUUGGUCGAAUCCGGGUUCCACGGUGAAGCGUCGGUUAUCACGCAUCUGAAGGGAAAACGGUUCACGUCAGAAGCUUUGGCCGCCCUCGAAGACGCGAUGCUCACGCGCCACGUGGCCAGCGAUGUGAGGAAAUUGGACGAAAAAGAACAGUUCGUCGCGAAAUGCUUCGAUCAAGUGGUCAACACUGUUUAAGUCUGUGUUAUACGUAAAAUGGUGCUAUGUUCUUAGUAUAAGUAUUAUCACUUUAUAAUUGUUGUUUGUCAAGUGGCUGUAAAUUUUAUCGUUAAAUGAUUAUGAUGGUUGGUUCAAAGGGCGAAAGCGAAUAUUAUAUGUACCUACUUAUUAAAUCUGUUUACGAAAUGUUUUGUGUCGUUCUAUGAGCUUCCAUAUUAACCAUAUAUUUACGUUAGAUAUUGUAUUUAUUGUGAUUAAUGUUUGUUCUUUAUUUGCUUUGUUAUUUUGUGUUCUUUUAGUUAAGUGUUAUAAUAUUGUUAAAAACGUGGAAUCGCAGUGACUAGAUAUAUAUUUUGUGCAAUAAAAGAUGACUGUAAAUGAUCAUUCGAGUCUUAAUUUGUUUAUAAUGUCAUCGUAAUGACAAAAUUUAAACAUAGUGAACACUAGAGAACUAAUUACUAUUAAUGAUUUGUUGAAAUUGAAAAAAUAAAUUAUUUUAAUUGUCACUGCGGUUCUGCAGGCAAACACGCAAGUCGCACGCUAGUGUCGAGCGCUACAAGAAUGCAUCAUAUCAUUUGUUUUAAUUUUUAACAGGAUUAAUUUGUACAGCCUGUAGUUAUCAUGAUUUUGCUUAUUUUUCUGACUUUUAAUACAAUUUCUUUGUCUUUAUACCCUUUGUUAGAUAUUCGCAGCUGGUACUUUUCUAUAUGAAAAGUAAUUUGUAGAUUUUAUUCGCUUAAUUUAGCUUUAUUUCUUUACUGCAAUGUAUAAUAUAAUAAAAAAUACUAAUGCGAAAAUUAUUUUUAAUGUAAUGCUUAUAUGCUAAUUUGUAGGUAGGACAUAUGGAAAUAAAUACUGUGGUAUACA
Messenger RNA from Zerene cesonia (dogface butterfly), 2272 nucleotides. It is a transcript of the gene Lipt1, whose product is annotated as lipoyltransferase 1, mitochondrial. The transcript has 5 exons. Lineage: Eukaryota; Metazoa; Arthropoda; Insecta; Lepidoptera; Pieridae. Bases 164 to 1423 code for a protein of 419 amino acids. The record is from RefSeq and is a predicted model, not a curated record. Gene Ontology annotation, cellular component: mitochondrion; cytoplasm. Gene Ontology annotation, molecular function: lipoyltransferase activity. Gene Ontology annotation, biological process: protein lipoylation.